Messenger RNA from Gongylonema pulchrum, 570 nucleotides. Lineage: Eukaryota; Metazoa; Nematoda; Chromadorea; Rhabditida; Gongylonematidae. The record is from the annotation of a GenBank genome assembly.
AUGAAAAAUCCACCGCGCUUUAUUGUACUGGAAAAUGUUUGUGGAUUUGAAAAGUCCACUGCUCAUGAUUUGCUCAGAGACGUAAUGAUUGAUAAAAGUUAUUAUGUCGAGGAAUACGUAAUUUCACCGACUGAAAUCGGUAUUCCGAAUUCAAGACCUCGUUACUAUCUUUUGGCUAAGCUUGCAUGCUGUUGUUGUAAAUCGUCAAAUACUGAAAUUAUGGGCAAAUGGCCAGUAAAUGAUAACACUGCAGUCUACCGCCGAAAAACUAUCGGUGAAUAUUUGUGCAGUGAAGCGGCUAGAGAUAGUUCACUGUCGAUAAGCUCCGAAACUGUUAAACGAUUCGCAAAUGUCAUGCAUUUUGUUACUCCUGGCAGUUGCUAUUCCGCAUGUUUCACCAAAGCGUACAGCAGAUUCGCUGCUGGCACAGGCCCUAUCUUGGUACUAUUCAAAAAUACUCAAGAGCAGCGACUAAUAGACCGAAACAAAAUACAAGAACAAAAUCGUGCAUCAGUGCCUGCAUUCGAAGAAAUCUGCCUGGAGGUUGGAAAAUCUGGCGAUUUUGCAUAG